UGAGCCUGUCCUGCAGAUAGCAGCCUACAGUCUCUGGUACUCUUCUCCAGUAAACCUCACGGAAUAUUUCCCUCCUGUCUGGGUGUUCAAGGGAGCCAAAGCAGUCAAGCAGGAGUUUUCCCCACAGCAGGAUUUGUGCUACAUUGUAGCUGAGGAAAUAUAUUAGGGUUUUACGAGCAACAAAACAAAACAACAAAAAAAUCAAGAAAAUGACACAUUUUAAUAAGGGGCCAGCCUACGGAUUAUCUGCUGAAGUUAGAAGCAAAAUUGCUCAGAAAUAUGACACACAAAAGGAGGAGGAGCUUCGUUUCUGGAUUGAGGAGGUGACAGGAAUGUCUAUCGGGGAGAACUUCCAGAAAGGCUUGAAGGAUGGAGUCAUCCUCUGCGAACUGAUCAAUAAGCUGCAACCUGGUUCGGUAAAGAAAAUCAACCUUUCCCAGCUGAACUGGCACAAGCUGGAAAACCUUGGGAAUUUCAUCAAAGCUAUCCUGGCCUUUGGCCUAAAGCCCAAUGACAUCUUUGAGGCCAAUGACCUGUUUGAAAAUGGGAACAUGACUCAAGUCCAGACCACACUGCUCGCACUGGCCAGCAUGGGAAAGACCAAAGGUAUGGACUCAAAGAUUGACAUCGGGGUGAAAUAUGCAGACAAACAGGCUCGACAUUUCGACGAUGAGAAGAUCAAGGCCGGUCAGUGUGUCAUUGGACUGCAGAUGGGGACAAACAAGUGUGCGAGUCAGGCUGGAAUGACUGCCUAUGGAACCAGAAGACAUCUUUAUGAUCCAAAGACUCAGUCUGACAAACCCUACGACCAGACAACCAUCAGCCUGCAGAUGGGAACCAACAAAGGAGCCAGCCAGGCGGGCAUGUCAGCCCCCGGUACCCGCAGAGACAUCUAUGACCAGAAGGUGGUGCAGCAGCCGCUGGACAACUCUACCAUCUCCCUCCAGAUGGGCACCAACAAGGUGGCGUCUCAGCAGGGCAUGAGUGUGUAUGGCCUGGGGCGGCAGGUCUACGACCCCAAGUACUGCGCCCCGCCAACGGAGCCGGUCAUCCACGCCAACGGCAGCCAGGGCACCGGCACCAACGGCUCGGAGAUCAGCGACAGUGACUAUCAGGCCGAGUUCCCGGAGGACGAGUAUCACGGAGGCUACCAUGAUGACUACAGCGCCCAUUACAAUGACCAGGGCAUUGACUAUUAGCGGAGACCUCCCCCUCCUCCAGAUCAGUAUUACCCUAGUGUACUCUUAUCAACUACACAACAGAGCAAGUCUUUUGCUAUCCUCACUAGUCUUUUUCUUCUCUCCGAGCAUACGAUGAAUUGUUGCCUUGAGUGCUUUUCCUUCUUCACCUAGACUCUUUAAUCUGAGCAGCAAAGGGUUGGGAGAAGCGGUAGUGGCAUAGAAUAAUGAGAUACAGUGCUGAUUAAUGUUUCACGGCAUUGUUUUUUUAAUAUUCCACUUUUAAAAUGUGUUUUAAUGAUGCAACACUGAAGUAGUGAUAACUCUGUGGACCGAUGACGUAGCAUCAGGUGAAGCUGCUGCAUUCCAACGUUUGUAUUCCUUGACUGAAACUGGGCUGACGAUCCACGCGAUCUCUGACCACACAGUACGCACACACAGAGAUUCACCGAUUUCAUGAGAUAAGAUUUGAACCAGCCGAGGGCGGUAUCCCUGAUGCCACUUUUUGAGGCGAUCCAAAAGAGUAGAAUGAUCAACUGUGUCGAAAUGUUUAAAUGUUAAUUAGGGCUGCCCCCCUUUCAUUAGUCGACUAAGAUUACUUUAGUCCAUUAGUCAUUUUUUAUGUUUUUUUUCUUGCUGAAUGACUUCUUUCCAAGAAACUUCUGAGCACAUCUCUGGUAAGCACAAGAUUUAAAGUGAUACAUAAGUGUUAAGCCCAGUUCAGACCAAAGAUUUGCGAGAAGAUGAAACCGUUUUAGAACAUCGUAGACCAAAGUUUCAACGGCCCGAACCGCCCCGUCUCAGCUCAACUAAAACCAGCUGGUUCAGCUGGUCAAGUCUCCAGAGGCUGGUUUUACAACGUAAGGGACGUCACCUGUUUCAACAGCAAGUAAAGGAGUCAUCUUGUAAAGUCAGCUACUAUAAAAAAUAAUCCACAAUCCAUUUUAUUUCUGUUAAAAGUUGUUACCGGAGGCUCAACGACCGAGAGAAGGAGAGGGAGCGCCUCGGACAAAGCCCUGAAUCAGAGAAACCAAACGAUUCAUCACUAGAAAUGUAACUGCAGCAAGACUCUCACUAUCACCAAUGUUAUCAACAUUCAUAUUUAGACGCAACUAAUUAUAUAUUCAGCUACAAAAAGCCUGGAAGUUGGAAGUUAGGACUGAAGUACAAAGAGUUGUUGCUACGGAGAUGAUACCCCGUCCCUUGUCUCAUUGGGGUGAAGUGGCAGGUUCUCGUCUUGUCGCAAAUCUUUGAAAUGAACUGGACUUUAGUUGACUAAGAAUUCCUUUAAUCAAGCAAAGCCCUACUGAUCUCUCCUCUGUGUUCCGUCUGUAAUCAGCCACAGUUUUUUAAACUGGUAUUCCUUUUUUUUUUUAAACUACAUUUAAUCACUAGAUAGUGUUUUUUCUUUUUAAUUGAUGAGCAUGGUGGCUGUUCGGAUAGUGCAGAUGACCAAACCCAAGCUGACUCUAUUUUACAGACACACUUCCUUUGUUUUAUUACAUGACUAUAUUUCCAUAUUAUUCCCCCUUUGUAUUCCCAAACUGUAUUUAUUGCAAUGUCUCUCAUUGUAAAGCAGUCCACUGUUAUAUGGGUCGUAAAGAAAUGGUAUGUUAUGAAUAAAGCCUUAAAUUCUCCAA
Etheostoma spectabile (orangethroat darter) is the source of this 2818-nucleotide messenger RNA. RefSeq names its product calponin 3, acidic a (gene cnn3a). Gene Ontology annotation, cellular component: actin cytoskeleton. Gene Ontology annotation, molecular function: actin filament binding. The record is from RefSeq and is a predicted model, not a curated record. Lineage: Eukaryota; Metazoa; Chordata; Actinopteri; Perciformes; Percidae. Gene Ontology annotation, biological process: actin filament organization; actomyosin structure organization. The transcript has 7 exons. Bases 210 to 1199 code for a protein of 329 amino acids.